GCCCGACCCGGCUCGGCUCGGCUCUGCUCGGGUGCACGCCGCGGCCAUGCAGCGCCGGGGCGCCCUGUUCGGCAUGCCGGGCGGCAGCGGCAGCAGGAAGAUGGCUGCAGGAGACAUCGGCGAGCUGCUGGUGCCUCACAUGCCCACGAUCCGCGUGCCCAGGUCGGGGGACAGGGUGUACAAGAACGAGUGCGCCUUCUCGUACGACUCCCCCAAUUCUGAAGGUGGACUCUAUGUAUGCAUGAAUACAUUUUUGGCCUUUGGAAGGGAACAUGUUGAAAGACAUUUUCGAAAAACUGGACAGAGUGUAUACAUGCACCUGAAAAGACACGUGCGAGAGAAGGUAAGAGGGGCAUCUGGUGGAGCUUUACCAAAACGGAGGAAUUCCAAGAUUUUUUUAGAUCUAGAUACUGAUGACGAUUUAAAUAGCGACGAUUAUGAAUAUGAAGACGAAGCCAAACUUGUUAUAUUCCCAGACCACUAUGAAAUAGCACUGCCAAAUAUUGAGGAGUUACCAGCCCUGGUAACAAUUGCUUGUGAUGCGGUUCUCAGCUCAAAAUCUCCAUAUAGAAAGCAGGACCCAGACACAUGGGAAAAUGAAUUGCCGGUAUCCAAAUAUGCCAAUAACCUUACCCAGUUGGACAAUGGAGUCAGGAUUCCUCCGAGUGGUUGGAAGUGUGCCAGGUGUGACCUGCGGGAGAACCUCUGGUUGAAUCUGACCGAUGGCUCCGUGCUGUGUGGGAAGUGGUUCUUCGACAGCUCUGGAGGCAACGGCCACGCGCUGGAGCAUUACAGAGACAUGGGCUACCCUCUAGCCGUGAAACUGGGAACCAUCACUCCUGACGGGGCGGAUGUUUAUUCCUUUCAAGAAGAGGAACCUGUUUUGGAUCCUCAUUUGGCCAAGCACUUAGCGCAUUUUGGAAUUGAUAUGCUUCAUAUGCAUGGGACAGAGAACGGGCUUCGGGACAAUGACAUCAAGCCUCGGGUCAGCGAGUGGGAAGUGAUCCAGGAGACGGGGACGAAGCUGAAGCCCAUGUAUGGCCCCGGGUACACGGGUCUCAAGAAUCUGGGCAACAGCUGCUACCUGAGUUCCGUCAUGCAGGCCAUCUUCAGCAUCCCAGAGUUCCAGAGAGCGUAUGUAGGAAAUCUUCCAAGAAUAUUUGACUACUCUCCUUUAGAUCCAACACAGGACUUCAACACACAGAUGACUAAGCUAGGACAUGGCCUUCUCUCAGGCCAGUAUUCAAAACCUCCAGUGAAAUCUGAACUCAUUGAACAGGUGAUGAAGGAGGAACACAAGCCUCAACAGAAUGGGAUCUCUCCACGCAUGUUUAAGGCCUUUGUCAGCAAGAGCCACCCAGAAUUCUCCUCUAAUAGACAGCAGGAUGCCCAGGAGUUUUUCUUGCACCUGGUGAAUCUAGUAGAGAGGAACCGCAUUGGCUCAGAAAACCCAAGUGAUGUUUUUCGGUUUUUGGUGGAAGAACGUAUUCAGUGCUGUCAGACGCGCAAAGUCCGCUACACGGAGAGGGUGGAUUACCUGAUGCAGUUGCCUGUGGCCAUGGAGGCAGCAACCAACAAGGAUGAACUGAUUGCCUAUGAGUUAACGAGGAGGGAGGCAGAAGCAAACAGAAGACCCCUUCCCGAGUUGGUUCGCGCCAAGAUACCAUUUAGUGCCUGCCUUCAGGCUUUUUCUGAACCGGAAAACGUAGAUGAUUUCUGGAGCAGCGCCCUACAAGCAAAGUCUGCGGGUGUGAAAACAUCUCGCUUUGCCUCAUUCCCUGAAUACUUGGUAGUGCAGAUAAAGAAGUUCACUUUUGGUCUUGACUGGGUUCCCAAAAAAUUUGAUGUUUCUAUUGAUAUGCCAGACCUACUUGAUAUCAACCAUCUCCGAGCCAGGGGGUUACAGCCAGGAGAGGAGGAGCUUCCGGACAUCAGCCCCCCUAUAGUCAUUCCUGAUGACUCAAAAGAUCGCCUGAUGAACCAACUCAUAGACCCCUCAGACAUUGAUGAGUCAUCAGUGAUGCAGCUGGCUGAGAUGGGUUUCCCUCUAGAAGCAUGUCGGAAGGCUGUGUACUUUACUGGAAAUAUGGGAGCUGAAGUGGCCUUCAACUGGAUCAUUGUUCACAUGGAAGAGCCAGAUUUUGCUGAACCACUGACCAUGCCUGGUUAUGGAGGAGCAGCUUCUGCUGGAGCCUCUGUUUUUGGUGCUACUGGAUUGGACAACCAACCUCCGGAGGAAAUUGUAGCUAUCAUUACCUCCAUGGGAUUCCAUCGAAAUCAGGCUGUUCAGGCACUACGAGCCACGAAUAAUAACCUGGAAAGAGCACUGGAUUGGAUCUUUAGUCACCCUGAGUUUGAGGAGGACAGUGACUUUGUGAUCGAGAUGGAGAAUAACGCCAAUGCCAACAUUAUUUCUGAGGCCAAGCCUGAAGGACCUAGAGUCAAGGAUGGAUCUGGAAUGUAUGAAUUAUUUGCGUUCAUCAGUCACAUGGGAACAUCUACAAUGAGUGGCCAUUAUGUUUGCCACAUUAAAAAGGAAGGAAGGUGGGUGAUCUACAAUGACCACAGAGUGUGUGCCUCAGAAAGGCCCCCCAAGGACCUGGGCUACAUGUACUUUUACCACAGGGUGCCACGCUGAGCCUCAGGCGCGCCAGUUGGCGAGAGGAAGCCACACGCCUUUUUAAUUUGCCAAAAAAAAAAAAAAGAGCAGAAGUUGGGACAGCCAGACAUGAACGAAUACAUGGGGUAUUUAUAGUUUAUUUAAAGAACAUCAUUUGACGCCUUCUGAAAUAGAACUGGGAAGAAAUUUCUAUUAGUGAUGAUACACUACUGUAGAUAGUUUUUCUUUUUAUAAAUGUUCAAGGAGAGGAUGAUUUAAAAAAAAAAGUAUUUAUAUUGCUGGUGGGGGAUCUGCCACUGUCACACCAAAAAAUGGGAAUGUGCCACCAGCCCUCUAUUAUGCUUUGGGGGCCAGUGGUGUGGCCUCACCCCCCCCAAUAAACAAAAAGCCCAUUUUUGUUUCAUAUCGAAAAUCAGUAAUGGGAUGGGCUUUAUUUGUGACACAAUUUUUUCAUUACACACAAUUUCUGACGUAGCCAUGUAUAGAAGAUUAGAGCAUCUGCAAUGAAAGGUAUUUUUAAUUUAAUCGUAUCGAAAUUCAUGAUGUGAUUGUGUGAAUGCAUGAGGGUGAGAUCGUUAUCGUCAACCAGGAAAUCUGUGCCGGGCUGGUUUUUAAAGAUUAAAGCAGUUGGUAUUAAGCAUAGCUGGGAAAAGCAAGUAACUAUUUUAAAGAAACUAUAACUCAGGAACAGUUUUAAAAAUUGGCUCCCCACUUAGAUUUUCACGCAUAAAAAGGGCUGAGUUGUCCCUUUAAGUGCUGUCAAGAAUUCACUGGGGUUUGGGACAUUUGGUGGAAUAAGGUCGAUGCCCACAGCAGCACAAUAUUGUUCUUUGCCAAACAAAGGUAGAUGAAUUCUGUUUCUCAGCAGCCCUUCCCGCUAAGGCAUAGCAUGUAUUUUUAGUUAAAAUAGCUAAUCUUACCAUAACAUGUAACAACUCCCUGGAAUCACACAAAGUGCCCCAAAUUUGUCUGUAAUUUUCUUGUGCCCACGCUCUUUGCCUGCCUCUGUUUCUACAUUUUCCUGGGGCUAGAGUCUCCUCUCGGCCCUCUCUUGGCUAAUCACCUCCUGACUUGCCUUCGCUGCUUAUUUGCUGCGACUAGCAGUGUGAUCUUGGGUACCUUAAGGGCCUCAGGUGCAAAGUAAAUUUUUCUGACGUUAUGAAAGACCAUCAUUUCCAUUUUGGUAUCUUAGUAUUUUUGUUGCAACCUAGGAUUAGAUCAGAGUUUCAGAUGUGAUGAAAAAGUGCCACGAGCCUGGUUUAUCAUCUUCCUACAGCUCUGUACCGAAUUCCAAGGUCUCUGGAGUUUCUAUUUCAGAUUGUCCAGUCAAAUGAAGAAGGAUCUAUUGCAAUCUGCUUACCAGGCAUUUGGUUGGUAGAAAGAAUCUUUCUAGAAACUGUAGGAAAAUUAAGUAGAACCAGCUGGGUAAAAUGCCACAUGGACGGUGGAUUAUGACAUGGUGAGUUGUGAAGAGUCAGGAUUCCGGUUAUGAUCAGGGCUCCUCUCCCGGGAGUUCAGCUCCCCGUGUGUGUGAGGGACGCCGUGCCCCAGGCCCAGAGUCCGGAGACUUGGGUGCUGCCCCUAGCUGGGCAAGUCCCUCAUCCUCCCUGUGCCUCACUUUCCUUAUCUGCACAAUGAUACCUGCUCUCUCUUGCCAACUGUGCUUUGAGGAUAUGGUGAGAUUUGAUACAAUGACUCGUGAAAGAGUAGCAGGUGGGGUGCCAUGUGGGUCCUAGGAAAGUGUGCUCCCUCCUUCUCUCGUCUGAUGCUUUCUUCAAUUUGGGAACAAAUGCAGUUGGCAUAAGGAGGGAGCUCAUGAUGCAGUAAUUCUGUCUCUACUCGGUUGUACCCACCGGUGUCCUCUUUUAAUGUUGCUUCGGAUAUCCUAAAGCAGCUCCACUGUCACAUGAGUCUCAGACUCCUGUAGAAAUCCCCACGCUAAGCAGCCUUAAAAAAUCCAGCCUCCUGAGGGCUGAGUGUCAUGGAAUAAUGACGUCAAACACACAUCCAAAAUGACUUCUUUUCAACGCUAUUACAAAGCGAAGGCCUUCUUCAGGGGUGGGGGGGGUGGAUAUUGGGGAUUUGGAGUGAAAUGUGGACAAAGAUAGCAUGUGUAUUUUGAACAAAAUAAAAAUUUUGUAAUAAAACUUUGCAAAAUGGUGUAAAAUCAGUAUAAGACUAUAGGCUAUACAUUAUUUAAUUUUGUUAAGUAGAAAAAUAAACUUAGCCCUUCCGAUGCCUAACAUAUUGUAAGAAAGUAUACUGUGGCUGCCUUUUUUUCCUGCCUCACAAAACAAAGGGCUAUUUCUACAAGGCAAAGUUUUGUAUAUGUGCUAUUCUUCAUUUCAGAUUGAGAGCUGGGGAAAAACUGGAGCAAAUAAUGGGUUUCUUUCUUGCUUAAAAGUGUAUUUAUAUGUAUACCUUAAUAUAUACAAAGCAGGUUUCCCUGGAAUAAAAGUCUGGAACAUACGCCUUCAUUUUACACACAUAUGUUGACGAGAUUACUUGUGACUGGAAACUGGAAUAACGUGUGGAUUUUGUCAACUGAUUAUCAGCCUGUGAGGAGUCCUCUGUGUGAGGUGUGGUGGUAUAAUUGUGAAAUUCUCACUGUGCGUGGCUAUACGUGUGAAAGUGCAUUUUUUUUUUCUGUAAAUAUCUUUUGAUACCCUUUUGUGUAGAAUCCCAAUGAAUGUGUCUUUGGAAAAUGUAUCAAAGUUUUUAUUUUGUCAAUUGAUCUAAGUGCCCAUAUAACUAAUCAGAAAUCCAGUUUGGUUCAGAUUGGGAUUUUUUUUUUUUUAAGGGGAAAAAGCAUGCAGAAAGGACUAUCGGAAGAAUCGUGUUUUAAUGCCACGUUACAUCAACAUUGCUUCGUGUUUUGAAUUGA
Molecule: messenger RNA, 5504 nt
Organism: Leptonychotes weddellii (Weddell seal)
Lineage: Eukaryota; Metazoa; Chordata; Mammalia; Carnivora; Phocidae
Gene: USP13
Product: ubiquitin specific peptidase 13
Biological process (GO): protein deubiquitination
Molecular function (GO): cysteine-type deubiquitinase activity; zinc ion binding; protein binding
Source: RefSeq, a predicted model, not a curated record